AUGAGUCUGCUGAGGUCCAGCGGGCUGAAGGCCCCCACCAAGAUCCUCAAGCAUGGGAGCUGGGCCCUGAAGACACCCUCGGCCGCGGCUGCUCCCGUUGAGAAGACCGUGCCUGGGGAGAAAAACCCCAGCGCCCCCUCCUCGGAGAUGCAGGAGGAGUUUGUGGGCGACUUCCAGGUCGGGGAACGAGUCUGGGUGAACGGGAACAAGCCUGGAUUCAUCCAGUUCCUCGGGGAGACCCAGUUUGCCCCUGGUCAGUGGGCCGGGAUCGUCUUGGACGAGCCCAUCGGCAAGAACGACGGCUCGGUGGCGGGUGUGCGCUACUUCCAGUGCGAGCCGCUGAAGGGCAUCUUCACCCGGCCGUCCAAGCUGAGUAGGAGCUUGCAGGCCGACGAUGAGACCAACUGCCGGCAGCCAGCGCCUGUCGCCUGGGCCACACCGCCCCUGUCGGCCUCCCCGGCCCUUGCCGGCACCGCGAAGGUGCCCCAGUCCCCCGCGAAGGAGGCACCGGCCACCCCUCACAUCAGCAGCCUGACCAGGAUGGCCAGCGAGUCCAUCUCCAACCUCUCUGAGGCCGGCUCCCUCAAGAAAGGGGAGCGGGAGCUGAAGCUCGGGGACCAGGUGCUGGUGAGUGCCGAGGGCAGAGUCACCAAGAUCGGCUUCCCGUCCACGACGCCGGACAAGGGCAGGGUGGCCGCCGUGAGGAAAGACGGUCAGUGGCCUCGGGGUGAGCCUCGCUGGGCGCCGGGGGCAGGGGUCCGCCCCGUGUCGGGGACACGGGCGCCGGGGGUCGCCCGCCGGGAGUCGCGGACCCUGCUCCGGCCCCCGCCAACCAACCUGGCGCUACGGAUCUCGGGCAUCCGGCCGGAGGCCCCCCAGGGACCGCUGCGCGGGCAGCGCCCCCUCCUGCGGCUCCGCAGCCACCGGCCGGCCCCCGAGGGGCGGGCAGGGAACCCCCGGGACGCGGGGACGCGGGCCUGA
This is a messenger RNA of Sorex fumeus (smoky shrew), 981 nucleotides long. Its product is annotated as CAP-Gly domain-containing linker protein 1-like. The coding region runs from base 1 to 981 and encodes 326 amino acids. Lineage: Eukaryota; Metazoa; Chordata; Mammalia; Eulipotyphla; Soricidae. The transcript is spliced from 4 exons. The record is from RefSeq and is a predicted model, not a curated record. Gene Ontology annotation, biological process: cytoplasmic microtubule organization; positive regulation of microtubule polymerization. Gene Ontology annotation, molecular function: microtubule plus-end binding. Gene Ontology annotation, cellular component: nucleus; microtubule plus-end; cytoplasm.